GCCGUUUUCAUUGGCUGGUGGUCAUACCAACAUGGCAGACGCAACAGGAAGCACGAAGCGGAAGGGCCAGUGGAGCGCCGCGGCAUCGCAUAAGAAGCGCCAUGUCGCAUCGACGGCCAAGGGCUUCAGUGCCGUCCUCGUCACGUGCGACAAGACAAAAGAACGCCAAGUCGUGAAAGACAUCUUGAAUAUCUUGAACGAUGCGGCAGAUGUGCUCUACCCAACGCAGGACGACGAAGAUGAUGGCAGAAACGGCACUGCGGCUGCCACAGAAGACGACGACAAGCCCAAGUCGUCUGCCGAACUGCUCCAGGAGGAAAUUGAUGGACUCAAAAACGACGCUAAGAUCCGCAAGACCGGACGAUUCUCUGCAUUGGAUUCGGGAGUCAAAGGCAUCAUUUUGGUUCAGUUCCUGGAUCAAACCAUGGACGUGAAGAAGAUCAUCGGCCACAUCUUCGACCAAGUCCAGAAAACGAUGGAAUUCUCGUCUCGCUUUAUCCAACGCAUGAUUCCUCUCGAAAAGCUGUGCUACCCGAGCGUGGAGGAGAUUGCAGCGUGCGCGACCCCCUUUAUCGAACGCCAGUUUAAGGACACGACUGGCCUCCAAUUUGCCGUGGAAGUUCGCAAACGGAACUCUGGCAACAUUGUGACAAUGGACAUCAUCAACGCGUGCGUGGCUGUCGUGGGUCCCCAGCACAAAGUGAACUUGACGACGCCAGAUGUCGUGAUUUUGAUUGAGAUCUUCAAAAACGUGUGCGGUGUCAGCGUCGUCACCAACUUUCACCAGCACAAAAAGUUUAACGUUCGCAUGAUCUUGGAGCCGCAUGUUAAAGGCGACAAGAAGCAAGCCGACCAAAACGACGAAACGAAAGCGGACGAUGCGACCGAAGACGCCAACGACAACGAUAAGUAGAGUUGAUCCUGUCACUUGUCCGAAAGAAAGCAGUGGAUCUUCGUGGUGUUC
This is a messenger RNA of Aphanomyces invadans, 964 nucleotides long. RefSeq lists its product as hypothetical. The transcript has 6 exons. Gene Ontology annotation, molecular function: RNA binding. Bases 32 to 913 code for a protein of 293 amino acids. Gene Ontology annotation, biological process: tRNA modification. The record is from RefSeq and is a predicted model, not a curated record. Lineage: Eukaryota; Oomycota; Saprolegniomycetes; Saprolegniales; Verrucalvaceae.